AUGCCGCAGGUGGUGGAGCAGAAGCCCAUAUCCGACGAGGACAGAGGGAAGGUGGAAACAGAGCUGGCCAAAGCAGAAGCUGCACGUGCUGCAGCUGCAGCUGCAGUUGCUGCAGAGCGGGCGGCUGCUGCCGAGUCAGCCAAGGCGGCCGCAGAGAAGUCCACUGUCACCAAUGCUGCGGCGGUGGCAGAGGCAGCAGCAAAGGCAGCUGCAGACGAAAAGGCAGCCGAGGAGGCGGCCAAGGCAUUUGCUGCGGAGAUGAAGAUGUCUCGCAGCAUCGCUCGUGCAUUGGUGCCCGAACAAGGCCCUGAGGCCGCCGCCAUCGUCAACCUGAACUCAGAGGAGACCCGGGAUGUUCGGGAGAAGGCCAUGCCAAAGCUUCCUGAGGAAGUGCCUGCAGAUGGGCCUCCACGACCUGGACACCGGCGCAAGGCGGCUCCAGUAGACGAUGAAGAGGCUGCAAGGAGGGCGAAGAUGAGCCGGCUUACGGACUUGUGCGAUCGCCUUCUCGAGCGGGGAGUGCUGGUUUACGAUUCGGCCCGUGAGCUGCUUGCGAUUGAUGUCCGACAGCGGAAGGGCGAAAACCUGACUGGAGAAGAAGAAUUGGCAGAGACACCGAAGCAGGCAUCGGCCACCAAAGGCGACAAAAGACCUGCAACCGACGCCGCACCUGAGGUCCAAUUCACCAACAAGCGCUUCAAAGCUGGAGCGAAUGAUGCCCCGGUCGUGGAAACAGUCGAAGCCAACUCGACAAGUUCGGCAGGUCCGUCUUCCGCAUCACUGCUGUGGCAGCUUCGCUGGGGCCACAACCCCGACGAGAUCAAUGGCCCGUUCGACUCAGUCACGAUGCAGGGCUGGAUGAUGCAGGGUUGCUUCUCGGAUGAACGCCCGGCUGAGUUCCGUCAGUGCGACGAGAAAAACCAGCCCAAGGAGCAAUGCUGGCACCGAUGGGACAAGAUUGACUUCGAGCUGUACGUGUAG
Symbiodinium sp. CCMP2592 is the source of this 981-nucleotide messenger RNA. The record is from the annotation of a GenBank genome assembly. NCBI's taxonomy places the organism in Eukaryota, Dinophyceae, Suessiales, Symbiodiniaceae.